AUGAAGCCCAUAGUCCAAAGAAGACGAUCUACCCCUUCUGCCAUUACUAAAGCUCUUGGCAAGUCCAAGUGCCAUUCCAGGGAAACUACCCUUUCCUCUUCCCAUUCAGAAAAUGGGCUGCCCAGUGGGUUGUUCAGCAGCCCAGGCUCCACUUUCAUCCUGGAUGAGCGAGUACAGCUAACCGUGGGCCUGCAGACCCAGGAAAGACAUUUGAUCUUGUUCAGUGAUGUGCUGGUCAUCGCCAAGUCCAAAUCCUCCUCCAGCCUGAAGCUGAAGAAGCAAGUGCAUCUGAGUGAAGUAUGGACCGGCACCUGCCUCAGCGAAGUGACAGAGAAGAAGAUGGGUCCCGAGAACUCGUUUGUCAUCGGCUGGCCAACCAUCAACUACGUUGUCACCUUCAGCUCAGCUGACGUGAAGGAACGGUGGCUGUCAGCAUUACUCUGGCAUAUCAGUGAGGUAAAACAGAAUGAAUAUCUGAAGAAUCUAACCCUUCAGAUCUGUGUGCUGGAUGCUGACAACUGCUCUUCUACUACCGCUGUCAAUGUGUCCAAUGUGGAAACUGCGGAGAGUGUGAUGAAGAAGACCCUUCUCCAGCUCGGACUUCCUGACAAGACAAGUGAACACCACCUCUGGGUGAUCUCGGGAAAAGAUGACCCUGCUUACCCUCUCAUCGGGCACGAGCAUCCUUUCAGCAUCGCAUUGAACUGUCUCCGGGACUCUGCUGACCAGCAACAAGGAACCAACAAUAACACCCUCCUGGCUGAUGGGACAGAGACUUCCUUCCUCGAUCAGCUCCCAAAGGAAAAACAGUGUCAGUUUGUCCUGAAACCCAGGCUCCAAGCUCCAGUGCAGCUGAGGAGAGAGUCACUGCAGAAACACACCAAGCGGAAGAAGUCCUUGAUUGACUGGGCCCUGCGCCGCAGCACCAGCACCCCCACGGGCAGCCCUCCCUCCCAGUCUCCCACCACCCCGCGGAAGCUCUUCGGCCUGUCUCUGUCCUCUGUCUGUCCUGACGGGAUCCUUCCCAAGCCAAUCAUGGACAUGCUGCUCCUGCUGUACCACGAAGGUCCCUCUACUAGGGGCAUUUUCAGACGUUCUGCCAAUGCCAAGACUUGCAAGGAGCUGAAAGAGAAGCUGAACUCUGGAGACGAUGUCCAGGUGGACGGCGAGUCGGUCUUUGUGGCUGCAGCUGUCAUCACGGAUUUUCUCCGAAAUAUACCUGACAGUGUUCUAUCCUCAGACAUGCACGGACUUUGGAUGGAAGCUGUGGACACGGAAAAUCGGGCACAUAAGAUUGAAGCUAUCAAAAGUCUAGUCAACCAGCUUCCGGAGGCCAACCUCAUCUUACUCAGACACCUCUUUGGAGUCCUCCAUCAUAUUGAGCAGAAUUCUGGCGUGAAUCAGAUGAAUGCCUUUAACCUGGCUCUUUGCAUAGCACCCAAUAUGCUGUGGCUGCCAAGUCCCACUGGGCCAGAGGAGGAGAGCAGGUCUACAAAGAAGGUGGCCUUGUUAGUGCAGUUCCUGAUUGAAAACUCAGGAGAGAUUUUUGGAGGUGACAUUGCGUCCUUAUUUCAAAGACCAGACAAAAAGAAGUCCAAAACCUCAGAGGAAUCUCUGGGCAUAGGCUUGGCUCAGCAUGAUGAUUCCUCUGAUGAGCUGGAAUUUUCUCCUUGUGACCCAGAAGGACCAAAGCACAACCUGGUACCUGAAACAGAUGCCAUUUUUGAACCAUCCAGCAGCUUGUUACUUGACGAGGAUCAGGAAGACUGGGACUUAUUCAGCGAGAUCACAGCCUGCUACCAAAGCAAAGCCGGGAAGAACACCAGUGCAGACAGCUACGACCUCCUGGAAGAGGAGGGCUCCUUCUGCUCCAUCGGCUCGAUACGCUCUCUCAGCCCGGCCAGGGACCGGUGCUCAUCAGAGCCCAGCGUCUGCCUCAGCUCCCAGCUUCCCGCCCAGAGCCAUGAGCCGGUGGCCCGCCAGUCCAGCUGCGAUGCCACCAUCAUGCACAGCCAUACGGACUACAUCCACAGGCUCAAGCAGCUGCAGGUGGAGAGCCAGAAGCUGAUUGAUGAAGGCCUCGGCCCCGGGGGUAAUAAGGCCAAGCAGAACUUGUGGCAGUCACCUCAGACCAGCUCCAGGGUGAAGCAGCUCAGCCUUCAGAAAUCCAGCGCGUCCAACAGGUCCAGCUUCUCUAGCCUGUCCUCUACCACCACCUCCCCAUCUGCCUCCUCACUCAGCUCCUUAGACAGUGCUUUCUCCUACUGCUCAGAGUCAUCAGCCAUUAGCCCCACAGAUGUCUCAUCCUUGCCGUUCAUGUUCGGCACCUCUGCCAGGCUUCAUGCUGUGUCCCCCAAUGUUGCCAAGAGGUCCUCGAAGGAGUGGCACAAGUCCUUCACGUCUCCUGUGCCUUUACAUCCUUGUGGCCUGGACAGUUGCCAUGAGCAUGAACCCAAGGCUGCAGAGAGCAGUCAUUGCUUUGGAGAGAAGAAAAGUUUUCCAUCUGCCAGCGGAGCUGCUGUGGAAAGCCCACUGACUGACAUUGACUGGGAAGAAGAGGAGAGACAGCAGAGUUGUGCAGGGGGCCCUGGCCCAGGGCUCAGGAGCCAGGAUUAUACCAAAGAGUUUGAACAGAGCCCUGAGCUCCCAGCUGCCAGCCCAAGUGGCGAGAAAUCCCCACAGAUCGGCCACCAGCAGCACAGGGAGACCGUGGCGAAGAACAUAGAAAUCAAAAGCAUUGAUGCCUGCCCUCCAAGCCAGGAAAGCCUGAAGCGCACCAAGAUAACUUUUUACGUGGCCCCAAAUAACGAAAGCUCUUGGGGGUCUCCGGUGGAGGAGGAAGGGGAGCGCUCCAGGGCAAACACCAGCAGCAGCAGUGAGCAAAGCCUGUGCAAGAGCUUGCAGGCUGUGAGCGUCCAUAUCCCCCAGACAGUGUUCUAUGGGCAGAAUACCCCCCUUGUCCUGCAGUCCAACUCCAGGCGCUACCACCAUGACCCAAUGCUCCCGCCCCUGCAGGCAGAGCACAAAGGGAGCCCCCAAAGUGCCCCUGCUCCCGUGGAGCUGGAGAGCAAGCCAGCGGAAAGGGCGCAGGCACCAACCCCAAGCAAGGGCUUCAACACGUUCAGCCACACCAUCCGCAUCAUCCUCCCUGCUUCCAUUCGAAACACUGUCAGGGACUAUUUCAAGCACGAUGAGACCAAGACCUGUCCCAUGGCUGAGGCGGCAGCGGUGGAGAAUGAACUCCUUCGGAGCAGAGCGGAGUGGCUCAGGAGCCAGCCACGGGCCGAGGUGGCCGCAGAGGAGCGUGAUGCCGUGGCCUUUGCAAAAGAGACGUUUGUCUAGGGCAAUGGAGGUGGAAGAACUGAGUACUUUUUGUGUAUGAUGUGCAGCAGAAAAUAUUCUGUAAGAUAUGACCAGGGUGUGAAGAAUCUAUCAGGCUGCAUGGGGCAGUAAGUGUAA
Molecule: messenger RNA, 3459 nt
Organism: Egretta garzetta (little egret)
Lineage: Eukaryota; Metazoa; Chordata; Aves; Pelecaniformes; Ardeidae
Product: rho GTPase-activating protein 20
Exons: 14
Coding region: 1-3342 (1113 amino acids)
Biological process (GO): regulation of Rho protein signal transduction; signal transduction
Molecular function (GO): GTPase activator activity
Source: RefSeq, a predicted model, not a curated record